Messenger RNA from Penicilliopsis zonata CBS 506.65, 999 nucleotides. RefSeq lists its product as hypothetical. The transcript has a single exon. Bases 1 to 999 code for a protein of 332 amino acids. NCBI's taxonomy places the organism in Eukaryota, Fungi, Ascomycota, Eurotiomycetes, Eurotiales, Aspergillaceae. Gene Ontology annotation, cellular component: mitochondrial inner membrane; nucleus. The record is from RefSeq and is a predicted model, not a curated record. Gene Ontology annotation, biological process: apoptotic DNA fragmentation. Gene Ontology annotation, molecular function: metal ion binding; RNA endonuclease activity; nucleic acid binding.
AUGUCCAAGGCCACCUUUGCGGUCAUCGCCGCCGCGAGUGCAGCUACCGGCGCUGGGGUGACGGCGCUGUUCUACUCCAAGAACCGCCAGCAGUCGGUCCCUCCUCCUCCUUCGACGGCGACGACGACGACGAAGACUCCUAUUGAAAGCCGGGCGGCUGUGCCCCCCGCCGCCAUUCCGGAGCCGUCGCUGGCGCCGAAGCCGUCGACUGCUGCCCCCGUCGACCCGGCGGGCAUCUUCCAGUACGGGUUUCCGGGCCCUGUGUCGGACUCGCUGAACGCGCUGCCCCUGACGGGGGCGUACGACCGACGGACACGGAACCCGGCGUGGGUGGCCGAACACAUCACACCGCAGUCGCUGGCGAUGAGCAAUGCGGACCGCAAACAGAGCGUCUUCUUCGAGGAUGCCAGCAUCCCGGCGGCCUUCCGCGCCAAGCUGUCCGACUACUUCCGCUCGGGCUACGACCGGGGCCACCAGGUGCCUGCGGCCGACGCCAAGUGGUCGCAGGAUGCGAUGGACGGGACCUUUGCGUUGACCAACAUGUGCCCGCAGGUCGGCCAGGGCUUCAAUCGCGACUACUGGGCGCAUUUCGAGAACUUCUGCCGCGACCUCACGCGCAAGUAUCCCUCGGUGCGCAUCGUGACGGGCCCGCUGUACCUGCCUCACCGCGACCCGGAUGGCAAGUGGCGCGUCAGCUACGAGGUCAUCGGCAACCCGCCCAACGUUGCCGUGCCCACCCACUUCUACAAGGUCAUCUACGCCGAGGACGGGUCCGGCAAACCCUCGAGCGGCGUCGCCCUGGGGGCCUUUGUGCUUCCCAACGCCGUCAUCCCCAACACAAAGUCCCUCGCUGAGUUCGAGGUGCCUCUCGAGGCUGUCGAGCGGGCCUCUGGGCUCGAGUUCGCCUCCAAGCUCGAUGUCAGCCGUCGCCGCCGUCUCUGCCAGGAGGUGAAAUGCGAGGUCACCAUUCGGGAAUUCAACGACGCCAGGCGGAAAUAG